GGACACAUGCAGACGAACACAGACAUGGAGCGCGAUCAGAACAAAGUGAAGCGUUUCCUCAAGCUGGGUUACUCCCGCUCAGACAUCCUGCGAGUCCUGCAGACGCUGGAGCAUGACGCGCAGACCAACGACAUCCUCCAGGAGCUGAUCAAGACGUGUCGCACUAACGCCGCUGGAGCACCGGGGGCGCCGGAGAGCAGUCCUCAGCUCGUCCCGCGAGGAUGUGGCUCCUCGACACAGCACAAACACGUCGAUACCACACACGGCAACUCGCACUGCUCCAACCCCUUCAGGCCCGUGGUCAUAGACGGCAGCAAUGUAGCUAUAAGCCACGGGAAUAAGAAGGUGUUUUCCUGCCGGGGGAUCCAGCUGGCCGUGCAGUGGUUCUGGGACCGAGGGAUUCGCGACAUCACCGUCUUCGUUCCUCUGUGGAGGAAAGAACAGUCCAGACCCGAGGCUCCCAUCACAGACCAGCAGAUACUGGAUGAACUGGAGCGCAGGAAAAUCCUGGUGUACACGCCCUCGCGCUGCGUCAACGGCAAGCGGGUGGUAUGUUACGACGACCGCUACAUCGUCAAGCUGGCCUACAAAUCAGACGGCAUCAUCGUGUCCAACGAUAACUACCGUGACCUGCAGCUGGAGAACCAGAAGUGGAAGAAGUUCAUCGAGGAGAGGCUGCUCAUGUACACCUUCGCCAACGACAUAUUCAUGCCACCUGACGAUCCUCUUGGGAGGAACGGGCCGACAAUCGAGAACUUCCUGAGAAAGAAGCCUUUACCGUCUGAGACCAUGCUCCAACACUGUCCUUAUGGAAAGAAGUGCACAUACGGUGUGAAGUGUAAGUUCUAUCACCCUGAACGCUCCAACCAGCCGCAGCUUUCUGUGGCUGAUGAACUGAGAGCGAAAAGUCAGCCGUCCAGCGUAAUCGAAGAUUUUCCCCAGACCGGCGCCUUGUUUCCUCCGCUAAACCCCGACGAGCUGACUCGCACUUUUUCCGGUCUCGAUCUCUACUCUUCCCCACAUGAAAUACAAACUCCCAGCUACCUACAGAGGUCUCUUCCUGCUUUGUGCAAGAGCAUUAAAAGUGACCAGGCCUACGGCUCGCUGGAGAGCUCAAUGUCCCGCCUUUAUCUCAGUGACUCUGCCCUCCAGACCUCGCUAGCCUACAGCAGCGGGUGUAUGACCGGAAGCAGCAGCGAUUACUUCCUGUCCAGCGGUUCUAGCCUGCAGAACAGGCGAGCGCACAGUCCUGACGUGCCCUCACGCUGUUACAGCCCUGACCACCAAACGCUCUCACGCUGCCAACACGCCCACUCCGAUACAGGCCUUGGCUACGCUCACACUCUUUACCCAAACCACGGGUAUCAACAGUGCGCCCGCUACAGUAACAGUAACGCACCUUUCUGCAACGAGGCUCUACCUUAUCCUCAGUCCACACUCAUUCAGCCCAGGGUGAACUGGGGUCAAGGCCGAGUCGAAGUGACGGACGGGGACAACCUGACGGACAGGAGGAGGGACGUGAGGUCACAGCUCAGCACCAUUUUCCCUCAGAACAUCGUUGACCAGGUUAUGAGUUUAUAUCCACACAUACUGGAUACAAAAGAGCUGGUCAUGCUGAUCCAGAAAUACAGGAACAGCGCCUUGCUUUAAACUGAUCAUUAAACCACAGACGUGUACCGCAGCCAACGCCACAGACUCGUUCUGGCUUGUCAACCAUUAAAUCAGUUAGCUGUUUUGUUUUGUUUAGCCAGAGGCUCCUCUGUGGGGAAAUCUGAGUGAAUAGGAGAGGGGGUUUGAUCCGAUCUCUGAAGUCUUGCAAGUAGCAAAGAUGCAGCGUCACAUCCUGAUUAGAUUCAAAUCUAAAGCGGUUGCUUAAAGUCCUAAUAAAGUAAUCAUUUAAAUCGACCUCGGUUAUUUUUAUAUGCGAUGCAACUUUAUCUCUCUUCAGAUAUUUUAACCCAAAUGUCUUUCCCUCAACCUCAAACCACAUCCGGUGCUCCAGCGUUAUCUUCAAGCGCUCGCUGUUAGGACACAGAGGGACUUUCUGUAAUCUAUAAAUACCGACCAGACUUCCUUAAUGUAGCCUGAAAGUUAAGCAGGUGGCCAUUUUGGACCAAUGAAAGCACUUUCCUCCCCCCUAGUGUAGCCUGUGUAGUAGGUUCCACUCCUUCAAGUUAAUGGGAGUGAAGCUGUCGAGCUUUAAACUUCGGAUGGAUCAAAAUGACAGAAUUAUAUAUUGUAGCUUGUAUUUUACCAAAAAGUCCACUUUUCUGGCUUCAGAAUUCUGACGGUUGCAUGGGAGAGAGCAGUCAUGUGACACGUCGUACCUCUUUCUGUGAAAGUGGGUGACUUCUGACCGUGAUUUUAAUAAAGCUAAGCAAUACUAGGAAAUAGAAUAAGGCUUAGUUGUUGUUUUUACAUAAGCACCUGUUCCAUAUAGCAAAAUCCAUCACAUCAAUACAACAGUGUGUGCGCGUGUGUGAGUGAGAAUCUCCCGAUACUGUAAAAAGGACAUAUGAAUGUACUUGACCGGCUUCGAAGCCGUCGGCUGUAACGACUAUGAUGUAACAGUUGCUUGUUGAAUGUGAACAUGAAGGCUGACCUUUUCUGAGAGUCAAGACGUCGCCUCGCUCGACUCAAGAUGACGAUAACGAAUGAAUAAAUUAGUAAGCGGCGAGUGACCGAGACGGAGCGAUUUUGCCACCUCAAACUGAGGGAGCAUGUGACUACUAGCUGAGAUAGCUGUGAUGUAGCUAAGAUUAGCAAAAUCCUUUAUGCUGUUUGUAUUUGUUGCAACAUGCUUUAAAUUUGUUACAAACUAAUAA
This is a messenger RNA of Hemibagrus wyckioides, 2825 nucleotides long. RefSeq names its product endoribonuclease ZC3H12A-like. Bases 7 to 1650 code for a protein of 547 amino acids. Gene Ontology annotation, molecular function: mRNA binding; RNA endonuclease activity. The record is from RefSeq and is a predicted model, not a curated record. The transcript is spliced from 5 exons. NCBI's taxonomy places the organism in Eukaryota, Metazoa, Chordata, Actinopteri, Siluriformes, Bagridae. Gene Ontology annotation, biological process: nuclear-transcribed mRNA catabolic process, RNase MRP-dependent; 3'-UTR-mediated mRNA destabilization. Gene Ontology annotation, cellular component: cytoplasmic ribonucleoprotein granule; nucleus.